AUGAAAAUAAGCCAUCACAAAAGUACAAGUAAUGAUAUUUUCCUAAAUGAAAAAAAAAAUGUAGAGCCAAUAAAGCAAUUCGUAGAAGUUAAAAACGAUUUGAACAAUCAAUCAGAUUUUAGCUCAGAGUUCGAAUUUAAUUUCAAGAAGCAUAUCACAGAUAGCUUCGAAGCAAAAAACAAAGGGUUAUUUAAACUUCCUCUUGGAAACAAAAUAAAUCAUAAACCAGAUUUUAUUAAUUAUAGUCAAAGUAUAGCAGACAAUGAAUACAGCAAAAGGUUCUCGGGAAAUAAUCACAGAAAUAAUGAAUUAACUGAACCCGAACAUGCAACUCAAACUAAAAAGGGAAAACACUGUGAAAGUAAAGAUGAAAUAAUAGCUAAACUGAAAAAAGACAUAAUUAUAUUAACCAACCAAUUUGAAAAAAAAUUAAGUAAAAUAGAAAACGUUCAGAAAGACAAUUUCCAACUGGAGCAAAUAUAUAAAAAUAAAUAUUAUUUAGAUAUAAAAAAAGAAAAAAGCAAGACAAUAGAAAUUUACAAUAAAAAUAAAGAACUGUUAAAGGAAAUUUAUUAUUAUAAUCAAUUUCUUCAAGAAUUAAAAAAAAAAAAUAGCUGUCUUUUGAGAAACAUACUUACCCUUGUAGAACACUUUGGACCUAUUGAAAAUAUAAAACCUGUAUUUAGUAAUGUGAAAGAUAUUUCAUCCCUCAUAGAAUCUGUAGAGCAUAAAUGUACCCCAAAAAAUACGUGUAAAUCAAAAGAAAAAAGUGAAAACAUAAAAGGUUACAACUCAGAAAAUAUAAAAAACGAAAACAAGAAAAGAAAAAAAAAAGGUUCCUUAAAAAAAAUACAGAGAACAGCAACCCCUUUUCAUAAAAAUAACAAAACUGCUACAAUUUGUUCAAGGGGGCGUAAACAAGACGAAAUACAAAAGGUGUGUAGCAAUAAAGAAAUUUAUUUUCGGAAUCGUUCACUUUUAAAGCAUUAUGAAAGGACAAAUAAUGAAAAUGAUAUCAAAAAUAAUCCACGAAUGAACCAAAGUUCAUUUGGACAUGAUAAUAGUUUAAGAAAAAGAAGAAAUGUAAGUUUGGGAAAUAGGCAAACGGGAAAUAAUGCUUGUUCUAAAAAAAUGCGCAAUGUAACAAAUUUCACUAUAAGAUUGAAAAACGUCACAACCGAAAAUUCAGAUAAUAUUCUACAUUUGUUGAGAAAGACAAGAAAAAUUAAGUAUUUGUUAAGAAAUUCUUUAGAUAUACGAUAUGCUAAAGCAAGCUAUUACCCAAAUGACAAUACAAGCGAUGAUAGGAACAACUAUGAACCUUUUAAACAAAACAUACCCAGAGAGUGCGUAUUACGAAGAGAUAGUAAAAUGCCUAUAAUGCACAGCUCUUUAUUUAAGAGGGAGCAUAUUGCAUAA
Messenger RNA from Plasmodium gonderi, 1419 nucleotides. RefSeq lists its product as hypothetical. Lineage: Eukaryota; Apicomplexa; Aconoidasida; Haemosporida; Plasmodiidae. The record is from RefSeq and is a predicted model, not a curated record. Bases 1 to 1419 code for a protein of 472 amino acids. The transcript has a single exon.